AUGGCUACGGAUCCCGACUGCAUUUUCUGCAAGAUUAUCCAAGGCAAAAUCCCUUCUAAGAAACUGUAUGAAACUGAGAAAAGCUAUGCCUUUCUCGACAUCGGACCCGUUGCUCCUGGCCACAGUUUGGUGAUACCAAAGUAUCAUGCCGCCAAAAUGCAUGAACUGCCCGAUGAUAGCCUUGCUGACCUGCUCCCAAUUGCAAAGAAAAUUGCAGUGGCCACCGGCGCUGAUCAAUACAACAUCUUGCAAAACAAUGGAAGACUCGCACACCAGGUGGUCGACCAUGUGCAUUUCCAUGUGAUUCCAAAGCCAAGCCAGGAGCAAGGUCUGGUUGUGGGCUGGCCUACAACAAAACCCACGCCAGAGGAGCUGCAGGCCGUACACGAGAAGCUGAUGCAAAAGCUUUAA
Messenger RNA from Malassezia vespertilionis, 411 nucleotides. It is a transcript of the gene HNT1, whose product is annotated as bis(5'-nucleosyl)-tetraphosphatase (asymmetrical). The record is from RefSeq and is a predicted model, not a curated record. The transcript has a single exon. Gene Ontology annotation, molecular function: catalytic activity. Bases 1 to 411 code for a protein of 136 amino acids. Lineage: Eukaryota; Fungi; Basidiomycota; Malasseziomycetes; Malasseziales; Malasseziaceae. Gene Ontology annotation, biological process: nucleotide metabolic process.